AUGUCGUCGUCCGCCGACACCACCUCGACCAUCGUCCCCCCAUCCCCCACCUCCCCCACCGCUUCCCGCAAGGGCCGUCGGAUAUCCAUACAGGAAGAAGACCGCCCCGCAAACGAAAAGUUCUCCAACAUCCACCGCUCCCCCACCCAACAUAGUGGCAACACUCCCAUCUACCACGGCACCAACGAUGUUGGCAUCCACCGCACCACCACCUCUGGCUCCCGCCGCGGGCCUCCCGAUCUCGCGUUCCCCUACCUCACUACCAAUAUCUCUCGCGGUGGUAUCACUGAAGAGUACCGAGUAGAGACCAGGGAAGGUUACAUUCCUAUGGAUGAUCCUGAACGGGGUCUCCAGCCCGUCCGGUCGCGUGCUUCGACACUCCAUGGUGACCAGUUUGUCCUUCACGACAAGGAGAAGGGCGGUAUGGGAGACAAGAAGCUGGUGACAUGGCUGGAGAACGACCCCGAGAACCCGAGGAAUUGGAGCAAUUUGUAUCGUUGGACCAUCACUGGAAUUGUCUCGUGUGCCGUCAUCCAAGUGGCCAUGUCGUCUGCCAUCGUCACUGGUGACUUCAAAGACCAAGAAGAAUACUUUGGCGUCUCUUCCGAGGUCAUUGCCCUCACUGUCUCGUUGACGGUCUGCGGCUUCGGUACCGGUCCUCUUCUUUGGUCUCCCCUUUCUGAACUCCUCGGCCGUCGUCUCCUCUGGUUGUGUCCCUUUUUGGUGUACAUCAUCUUCAACAUUCCCUGUGCAUUGGCGCCCAAUAUCGGAUGUUUGCUUGCCAGUCGAUUCCUCUGUGGUUUCUUUGGUUCUGCGCCCUUGACGCUGGCGGGUGGUGCCAUCGCUGAUAUCUGGGGUCCCGAAGAGCGAGGAUUUGCUAUUGCCAUCUUUGCUGCUGCUCCCUACACUGGUCCUGUUAUCGGUCCCCUCAUCGGUGGUUUCAUCGGCAAAUACGCCAACUGGCGCUGGAUAUAUUGGGUCAACAUGAUCGCCGCUGGUGUUGUCUGGGCCGCUACUCUUACCAUCCCCGAGACCUUUGCUCCCGCCAUCCUCAAACGUCGAGCUCAGAAGAUGCGUCAAGACACCCAGGAUCCCUCUUUCGUGACUGAACAAGAGCUCUUCCGAAAGCCUCUGAACGAGAUCGUCAUCGAGACUCUUAUCAGGCCUUUCGAGAUGCUCGCUACGGAACCCAUUCUCCUGUGUAUGUCCUUGUACAUCUCGCUCGUCUAUGGUCUCCUCUACGCCUUCUUCUUCGCUUUCCCUGUGGUCUUUGGCGAAGAUUACGGAUGGGACGAUGCCAAGGUUGGAUUGACCUUUAUCCCCGUCUUCAUCGGUGUCGGUCUCGCCCUCUGUGUCACCCCAUGGCUCGAAAAGAAGUACACUGCCAAGGGCGACCAGGCCGAGCCUGAAGACCGUCUUCCCGGUAUGCUCAUCGGUGGGCCAUUCGUUCCCAUCUCGCUCUUCAUCUUUGGCUGGACGGCGCCUCCUUAUGUCGCUGCCGCGGGUGGCUCUUGGGUCGGUCCUUGUUCUGCCGGUAUUCCUUUCGGUUUCGGUAUGGUCUUGGUCUACUUCAGUGCGAAUGCCUACCUUAUCGAAGCUUUCCCCGACUAUGUCGCUUCGGCGCUUGCAGCCAAGACUGUCGUUCGAUCAGCUGCCGGUGCUGCCAUGCCCCUUUUCAUCACGCAAAUGUUCCACGGACUCGGUAACGGCGGCGCCGCCUCCCUUCUCGCUGGUGUUGCCAUCAUCAUGGCUCUUAUCCCCUUCGGCUUUGCCAAGUGGGGUAAGCAAAUCCGAGCCAAGUCAAAGAGGGCUGCUAUCUGA
Cryptococcus wingfieldii CBS 7118 is the source of this 1821-nucleotide messenger RNA. RefSeq names its product membrane transporter. The coding region runs from base 1 to 1821 and encodes 606 amino acids. The record is from RefSeq and is a predicted model, not a curated record. Gene Ontology annotation, cellular component: fungal-type vacuole membrane. Gene Ontology annotation, biological process: spermine transport; transmembrane transport. Gene Ontology annotation, molecular function: spermine transmembrane transporter activity. The transcript has 6 exons. NCBI's taxonomy places the organism in Eukaryota, Fungi, Basidiomycota, Tremellomycetes, Tremellales, Cryptococcaceae.